UUCCUGUUCCGGGAGGGGCGGCGGCGGUGGCGGCAGCAUGGACCGGGAGCUGCUGCGUCAGGUGCUCAACUACCAUGGUCCUGAGCUGCUUUCGCUGCUCCGCGCCGAGCAGCAGGACAACCCUGACUUCCGCGGGCUGCUGCCGCCGCCGGGGACCGUCUUCGAACAGCCACGCGGCGCCCCGCAACCGUCGGCAGCCUGCAAAAAGAGGACGAGCCUUGACACCGAGAUAAAGCGCUUCAUUGCCAAAAAAGCUGAUCUCCUUUUUGCCCACGCGUGGAGACCCAGCGGGCCUCUCUCCGAAACGAUUGAAGAAAAUGAAGACUAUUACGCUGUUAUGCCACCCCUGGAACGGUUCAUGGAGGUUCCCAAGGAAGAGAGGAGAGGAUUAUUUUUUCAAGACAUUGACCGUGGCGAUAUCGUGAUUGGGAAGAUUACUUCUAUUCGUGAAUUUGGCUUUUUCAUGGUGUUGAUUUGUCUGGGAAGUCGUUUCAUACGGGAAAUUUCAGAUUUACAGAUCACUGCUCUUUGUCCUUUGAGAGAUGUGCCUUCUCAAAGCAGCCAUGGAGAUCCUUUAUCUUAUUAUCAAACUGGAGACCUUAUUCGAGCUGUCGUCAAGGAUGUUGAUCGUUACCACCAGAAGCUUGCGGUGUCACUUUACAGCUCUCCUCUUCCACCCCAUCUUUGCAAGACAAAACUAGGUGUAAUUACUUCUGAUGACUUCCCACUACAUUAUAAGCGAAGCAUGGAAGUUGCUAAUACAGGAGAGACCUUUGAAGAGGUUUUGCAUCGUUCCCCAGGAUUUGGUAAUCCAUCAUUAGUUGAAUAUUUAGCAGAAAAACUAGGAAUAAAUGAAUCAAAUCCACCAUCUUUGCUAAGAAGUCUUCAAAUUAAAAAUUUCAAUGAAGAAGAUUUUGCCCCUGCCUUGAGGAAAAAGCAGUCUGAAUCAUGGGCCUUGAAAUGUGUAAAGGCAGGGGUUGAUUAUUUUAAGGAUGGGCAUCAUGUGGAAGCCAUGAAUGAGUACAACAAGGCUUUGGAAUUUGAUCCAGAGAAUGUUGAAGCUUUGGUAGCACGUGGAGCUCUGUAUGCAACAAAAGGAAGUCUGAACAAAGCCAUAGGUGACUUUGAAAUUGCUUUAGAAAACUGUCCUACCCAUAGAAAUGCAAGAAAAUACCUCUGUCAGACUCUUGUGGAAAGAGGCGGGCAGUUGGAAGAGGAAGACAAACUAGUAAAUGCUGAGAGUUAUUAUAAGAAAGCUUUAAGUUUGGAUGAGACUUUUCAGGAAGCAGAAGAGGCCUUAACAAAACUCCGUAAGCAUAUACAGAAAUCUUUGGAAAUGAGGGAGAAACAAGCUGCCAAAGAAGAGAGACAGAAAGAAAAGAAAGUAGAAACAAGUGCAGAGAAAUUGCGUAAGCUCUUAAAAGAAGAAAAAAGGUUGAAGAAGAAAAGGAAAGUUUCAACUUCCUCCUCUUCCUCCUCAUCAUCAAGUGAAUCUUCAUCAGAUGUAUCAAUUUCUUCCUCCUCCUCUUCCUCUGAUCACAAGAAACGUAGGAAAAAGCAUCGGAAGAGAUCUGAGUCUUCCCGUAGCUCUAAAAAAUACUCAUCUAGAGCUUCUUUCCAUUAUAAAGAUCAGAUUAGGAAAGAGGAGUGUUAUUCACCUCCAGCUGAUACCUCUGCUUCCUUUCUUAACCAAAGUUUUGAAGUGGAGAAACUGCUGGAAAGGCAGGACAGCUUAGUGUGUCCAAAACCAGAAGUAAAAGAGAAAGACACACACCAUUCUUUUUCAAGGACUUCAGGUGAUGAUGAAGACACUUUUGGAGGUAGGUCUGAAGCUUCAAGAGAUUCUUAUAGUAGCUCCAGGACACUGCCAAGCCGUAGCAAAACUGAAAAUUAUGGUGAAACAGAUCGAUUUUCCUCUAGUUGGAGGGGUUCCUCAGGUUCAUACCAUAAGUCAUAUGAUAAACCCAGUAUGCAUUAUUUUAGGAGAUCAGAAAGGGAUGUAGAGGGGAGAAAAGAGCCAUUUAAAAAACAUGGCUCAGGUCACAAAAGGUAUUACAUGUCUCCAGCAGGGUCUGACUAUUAUGGGAGGUCAGCGGGAAAAUGCAGAUCAUAUUCUAGCACCAGCUUCCAUGAAGGUGAUAAAAGCUACGAUAGGGAUAGGCAUGUGUUAAGUAAACAUAAAAAUGAGAGUGAGUAUAAGAGUAGGAGAAGUUCUGAGGAGACUAGUAAAACAAAGGAACCAGAUGAGGAAACGUCUUUAGAGGGCACAGAGCAAACAGACAGUGGCAUUAAAAGAAACCUGCCGCAGAACUUAAUUAACAUAUUCAAUCAAAUAGCUGAGUUUGAGAGGGAGAAAGGAAGUAAGCAGAAGAAAGAGUGAAGUACCUAAGAAAACACUGUGCUCAUGAGUGUAGUUAAACUUUCCUUUGAGUAGUUCUUGAGGAAAUGUAAAUAAAGAAAAAUAGACAGAAUUUGUUCUGUCUUUCAGAAUGUCAAAGAAUUCUUAAAGAUUGUAUGGUGAAAAGAGAUCUAAGGAUAUCUUCCAUAAAAAGUUAUUUCUUAAAAUCUAAGUUUCCAAUGCUUUUAAUUUGGGAUGCUCCUGCACAGUAUUCUCUGAUGGGUUGAAAUCCUUUAAUACCUGUGGACUGUAGUUAGCUGCAACAAACACACUGCACUUUAAUAAUAGAUGGGGUGUGUUUGGUUUUUCUUGUCCCCUGGGGUACUGUUGACUGUUGGUAUUUUGUUAUCAAAGUUAAACUACAGAAAGAGGAUGACUGAAUAAAAGUCAUGUGCCAUCAAUGUACAUAGUUCAUUUGCUCAUUAAAUUUUCUUAAUUCUUCUUAA
Neopsephotus bourkii (Bourke's parrot) is the source of this 2844-nucleotide messenger RNA. RefSeq names its product tetratricopeptide repeat domain 14 (gene TTC14). The transcript is spliced from 12 exons. Gene Ontology annotation, molecular function: nucleic acid binding; protein binding. Bases 38 to 2380 code for a protein of 780 amino acids. NCBI's taxonomy places the organism in Eukaryota, Metazoa, Chordata, Aves, Psittaciformes, Psittacidae. The record is from RefSeq and is a predicted model, not a curated record.